AUGGCUCUCAUCUCUUCAAAAAACCCAUCAUUUCUCAUCUUCUUCGUUAUCUUGUUUUCCUUCCUUUUCCCAUCUUCUGUCUUUGCAACUACUCAAAAAUGCAUUCGAGAACACUUCUCUGCCUUGCUUCACUUAAAGAAUGGCUUUCACUUUUCUUCCUACAGCCUCUCUACUCUCUCCUCAUGGAAUUCAAACAAUACCGAUUGCUGCUCUUGGGAAGGCAUCACGUGUGAUGGAGCAACUGGUCACGUGAUCACACUCGACCUUAGUAACCUGGGUAUCUCUGGUCGGAUUGAUUCUGAAAGCCUCUUUCGUCUUCGGAGCCUCCAGAGGCUCAACCUCGCUUACAAUGAGUUUGCUGCCUCUCCAAUCCCUCCUGGGUUUGACAAGCUCACCAGUUUGACCCAUCUCAACCUCUCUUCUUUGAGAUUCUAUGGCCAAAUCCCGCUGGAAAUCUCCCGCUUGACCAGUUUGGUUUCUUUUGAUCUUUCUUACACUUACUAUAGAAAUGAUUCUAGAUUUCUACCCCUGAAACUCGAAAACCCAAACAUUGGAACACUCGUCCAGAACAUGUCGAAUCUGAGUGAACUGUAUCUCUUCCGUGUAAAUAUCUCAGCACAGGGAAGUGAGUGGGGCCCAGCCUUAUUCUUGUCACUCCCUCGUCUCCACAAGUUAAGCUUACAAGCUUGUGGUCUUUCAAGUUCCAUCUAUUCUUCCCUUUCACAGUUCCAUUUCUUAUCUGAACUUGACCUCAGCUCUAACAAUCUCUCCUCUGCAGUGCCCAGCUUCCCAGGGAGUCUCCACAAGUUGAUCUUACAAGGCUCCAUCUUUUCUUCCCUUUCACAGCUCCAUUUCUUAUCUGAACUCAACCUCCACUAUAACAAUCUCUCCUCUGUCGUGCCCAGCUUCCCAGGGAGUCUCCGCAAGUUGAUCUUACGAGAUUGUGGUCUUUCAGGCUCCAUCUUUUCUUCCCUUUCACAGCUCCAUUUCUUAUCUGAACUUGACCUCGGUCAAAACAAUCUCUCUUCUGUGCUGCCCAACUUCAUAGGGAACUUCUCUUCUUUCACGGUAUUGCGCCUUAGAAGUUGCAGCCUGUCUGGAUCCUUACCAUCCUUCCUUGUGAACCUCAGCAAACUAGAGUACCUGGAUCUUUCAUUUAAUAGUUUCAGCGGCCCAAUUCCUUCUUCCUAUGGAAACCAGCUUCUUAAUCUCAAAGAGAUCAUCUUAUGGAAUAAUUUGCUUAAUGGGACCAUUCCGUCAUCAUUGUUUUCACUCCCAUCAUUACAGUACCUGGAUGUUGAAGGUAACAAGCUGGGUGGUCGGCUUGACAUUGUCCACAAUGCCUCUUCUAGACAGUUGGAGAAUCACUGGUGGAUACCCAAAUGGAUAUGGAAGGUUGGGAAUGGGACUUUAUACUAUUUAAAUCUUUCUCGCAAUGCUCUUCGGAGAAUAGAACCACCAUUUCUCCAUGUUUCGUUCAGUGACCACAUUGCUCUCGACCUUAGCUUCAACAAACUAGAAGGCUCACUUCCGAUCCCACCACCCUCCACUUCUUUCUUCUCUCUUUCAAACAAUAGUUUUAGUGGUGAAAUCCCUGUGUCAAUUUGCAACAUAACAUCCCUUGAAGCACUCGAUCUAUCCAGAAAUCGGUUCAGUGGUUGGAUUCCACAAUGUCUAGGUGAAGUCAGUGAUGGCCUCAAGGUGCUAAAUCUCCAGGGGAAUGCAUUUAGCGGAACCUUGCUUCAAACAUUUAAAAAGGGAUGCAAUCUACAAACCAUUGAUCUCAGCGAAAAUCAAUUAGAAGGUCAAGUGCCAAGGUCUUUGGCUAAUUGUACAAUGUUGGAGGUAUUAAAUCUUGGAAACAAUCAAAUAAAUGAUGCCUUUCCUUCAUGGGUGGAAGCUUUGUCCCAGUUGCGUGUUCUUGUCUUGAAAUCUAACAAAUUUUAUGGCCGGAUCACACUUCCACUAUCAAAUCAGAGCUUUCAAAAUUUGCAAAUCAUUGACCUCUCUUCUAAUAGGUUUAUGGGUGUUUUGUCAUCAAAUAUUUUUCUGAGCUGGAAGGCAAUGAUAGUGGAGGACAAAUCUCAAUCUAAGUUCCUUGGUAGAAGCCUAAAUUCAUCACGGAGUGAGGUAUACUAUCAAGACACGGUGACAGUUGUGAUCAAAGGAUUAGAAAGGGAAUUGACAAAGAUCCUAACUAUCUUCACAGCAAUUGAUCUCUCCAACAACUCUUUUCAGGGGGAUAUUCCAGAAUCUAUAGGGAUUCUCAAGUCGCUCCGUCUGCUCAAUUUAUCAGGCAAUGGUUUCACGGGCCAAAUUCCAACAUCACUUGAGAACCUAAGGGUGCUCGAGUCGUUGGAUCUCUCACGGAACAAUAUCUCAGGGGAGAUUCCUUGGCAGCUGACAAAGUUAACGUUCCUCUCCACGUUGAACCUUUCACAGAACCAGCUCGUGGGAAGCAUACCACAAAUUAAACAGUUUUCCACAUUCACAGAUAAAUCCUUCGCAGGAAAUUUGGGAUUAUGUGGACCUCCACUAUUGAGAAAAUGCAUUUCAACACCAUCAGUAAUGCUGACGUUUGAAGAAACAGCUUCAGAACUGGAUUGGAAAUUCAUGUGGAUCGGAUUUGGAGUCGGAUAUGGAGUAGGAAUGGGAGUUCUUUGCUGGGCCCUGACAUUAUGGGCAACGGGAAGGAAAGAAUACAAUAAAUUUAUAGAUAGGAUGUUUUUGUUGAUUUUUUCCUCCACUUUAUUUUCUUUAAAGCGAUGACUGUAAGUAGAUUUGGAGUCGGGUAUAGAGUAAUGAAUGGUGUGGAAAACAUGGUCUACAGAUCGCGAAGUGUGCUUCCUCGGGAGGUGAAGGGGCUGCUGACUUUGGAUAAUGCGGUCUUGGGUUUGGUCUCUGUUUUUUUUUUCUUGGCUGGGGUUUCUCCCUGUAGUAGCUUUGUAGCUUUGUCGUGGUUUGUAGUUUUGGUUUGUUUGGGAUGAUUGGUUUUCGUCUGACGAGUUCUCUGGGCUUGAUUAGGCAGUCGAACGGACGUGGUUUUGUAAGUGUUGUCUUUAGUUUGUAGCGUCCGGUCUGUUUUGUGAAGGUGGCUCAUGGAUGCAGCUCUUGGUUAGGUUGCAUGCUAAGAUCGCUGAAGGUUCAUCACAGUUAGGUUGCUUUCAGGGCUCUUCAUGGCUCAUGACUUGUUGGAGAAAUGUUCAGGUACACAGGGCAUUGGAUUGUGGUGGUUGGAUUUGUUUGUUCCAGCGUUGUCUUCGUUUGGA
Magnolia sinica is the source of this 3269-nucleotide messenger RNA. RefSeq names its product receptor-like protein 7. Bases 1 to 2769 code for a protein of 922 amino acids. Gene Ontology annotation, molecular function: protein binding. The transcript is spliced from 3 exons. The record is from RefSeq and is a predicted model, not a curated record. NCBI's taxonomy places the organism in Eukaryota, Viridiplantae, Streptophyta, Magnoliopsida, Magnoliales, Magnoliaceae.